Ictidomys tridecemlineatus (thirteen-lined ground squirrel) is the source of this 2968-nucleotide messenger RNA. It is a transcript of the gene Hpx, whose product is annotated as hemopexin. The record is from RefSeq and is a predicted model, not a curated record. Gene Ontology annotation, molecular function: heme transmembrane transporter activity. Lineage: Eukaryota; Metazoa; Chordata; Mammalia; Rodentia; Sciuridae. Gene Ontology annotation, biological process: heme transport; intracellular iron ion homeostasis.
GGUUGGAAUCCUCUGAGAAGGAUCAGGACCCUUUCAGGCUUAACUAGAAAAGAGGGCCCCAGUAACUCAGCCAGGCUCAUAGUUGAUUCCACCCACAAUUCUCUCCUGACAGCAGUCAAUCUCAGAAGGAAAUGAGUAGUGAGGAGAGCAGGUACUAGAGAUGGUGGGUGAGAUCCCAGGAAGGACUAGGUCAUCUGUGAUCACUAGAUUUCAAUAUGCCACCUAUCAUAACACACCAUUACUAAUAUUCUACCUACCCCAGAAGAAGGAAAACUGUUAGAAAUCUGGCUAUAACAUUAGCAACACUAAUCAGGACUCAAAGUGCAUUUAUUCCAUUUGUUUACUGACCAACUAUUAUGUGCCAUUUUAGCUGGCAGGGAUUUAAUGGUAAAUAAGACAGACAAAACAAGCAAAGUCAAAAAACAAAAAUAGGACUGAGGUGUGAAUUGGUGUUAGAGUGCUUUUCUAGCAUGCAUGAUGCCCUGGGUUCGAUGUCCAACACUACAAAUUUAAAACAAAAACAAAUAACCAACAAAAAGCAGCCAAAUAAGUAGAUAAAUGAAAUAAUUUCAAGUUUCAGUAAGCAUCAUGAAGGAAACAAGCAAGUCUGAAAUGUCUGGAUAAGGUGAUCAAGAAAGACUUUAUUGAGAAGGCAGCAUUUAAGAAGAAAUCAGCUGCAAAUAUUGUGAAACCCAGUUACAGUUCUGUUUGUUCUAUGAUGGGUAAAUAAAGCAUUUCCCCCCAAAGUUGAAACUACCGUGAGCUAAUUACUAGUAAUGGUAGUGCCCUUUGGAAGCGAGACACCUCCUCUUCCACCCUGUUACUUUCAGUUCUUCCCUGCCAGGCAACUUUUGCAAUGUUCUUUGCUGGCAGGCAUUGAGGCUGGGCAUGGGACUUGGACAUUUGGCAAUGAUGAAUCUUUAUUGCCCUCUAAAUCACUAAUCUAGGGAUAAAGCUGAGAAGGCUUGGAGUACCCAAGGAAAGCUCCUGCUAGAUCUUGAGAAAAGCUGUAGGUCUGAGUAUGUUGUGUGUAGACCUAUGUAAGUAUCAGUCUCUUCUAAUUGCCUUAGGGCUUUAGUUGAGUAUAACUUGACACUUUCUACACAAAGCUGUUACUUCCCUCAUCUCUCUUCCCCCACCAUAGAGAUAAAAUCAAUCAUGGGAAGGUGAUCCUCAAUCUACCUCCUUCCCUGACUUAUACAUACCAAGACUUUGGCCAGUAUGAUGGAGCCACUGCUGGAUAUCAAUGGCAGGGGCUAGUCUCUGCUGGAAAUUUGCUGAAGGGGGAUGGGGUAUACUGCCGGGAAGAGAGUCUUGGACUCAGAUAUCUGUCCAGACCCUGACCUUAUUUGCAGUGAUGUAAUCAGCCAAUAUUAGCAUAGUCCUGGGAGACAGCUCAUUUCCAGUAGGGUUGGGAGUGGGGGUGGAGCUGCUGCCAACUCUAUAUAAGGAGUUCAACCCAGAGCCCAGUGCUGUUCUGUGGCCUUUCCAGCUCAUCAUGAAUAGGGUACUAGGAGCACCAGUUGCACUGGGGUUUUGGGGCCUGUGCUGGUCUCUGGUCAUUGCCAACCCACUUCCUUCGACUAAUGCCCAUGGGAGUGUUGCUGAAGGUGGGAAAGGAACAAAGCCAAACCCAGAAUACUGCCUAGAUGGUUGGAGCUUUGACGCUAUUACCUUUGAUGACAAUAGUACCUUGCUGUUUUUUAAAGGGGAAUACGUGUGGAAGAGUCACAAAUGGGCCCCAGAGUUAAUCUCAGAGAGGUGGAAGAAUUCUACCACCCCCGUGGAUGCUGCAUUCCGCCGUGGUCACGACAGUGUCUUCCUGAUCAAGGGGGACAAAGUCUGGGUGUAUCCUCCUGAAAAGAAGGAGAAAGGAUAUCCAAAGCUGCUCCAAGAUGAAUUUCCUGGAAUCCCAUCCCCAGUGGAUGCAGCUGUGGAAUGUCAUCGGGGCGAAUGCCAAGAAGAAGGGGUCCUCUUCUUUCAAGGAAACCGCAAAUGGUUCUGGGACUUUGCUACGGGAAACAAAAAGGAGCGUUCCUGGCCAGCUGUGGGGAACUGCACAGCUGCCCUGCGGUGGAUUGGACGCUACUACUGCUUCCAGGGUAACAAAUUUCUGCGCUUUGACCCUGUCACGGGAGAGGUGCCUGCAGCAUACCCUCGGGAUGCUCGAGAUUACUUCGUAUCCUGCCCUGGCAGAGGCCAUGGAAUGCACAGGAAUAGAACUGCCCAUGGGAAUGGCACCCGCCAUGGCCCUCAGUACACACGCUGUAGUCCAGAUUUAGUCUUAUCUGCCUUGGUAUCUGACAACCAUGGAGCCACCUAUGCCUUUAGUGGGUCCCAUUACUGGCGUCUGGACACCAGCCGGGAUGGGUGGCACAGCUGGCCCAUUGUUCAUCUGUGGCCCCAGGGUCCUUCAACAGUGGAUGCUGCCUUUUCCUGGGAGGAUAAACUCUAUAUGAUCCAGGAUUCCCAGGUGUAUGUCUUCCUGACAAAGGGAGGCUAUCCCCUGGUGAGUGGCUAUCCAAAGCGGUUAGAGAAGGAAAUUGGAAGCCCUCAUGGAAUCAGCCUUCAGGCUGUGGAUGCAGCCUUUACCUGUCCUGGGUCUUCUCGGCUGUACAUCAUGGAAGGACGGCGGCUAUGGUGGCUGGACCUGAAGUCAGGAGCUCAAGCCACGUGGACAGAGCUUCCAUGGCCACAUGAGAAGGUUGAUGGGGCUCUAUGUACAGAAAAGUCCCUUGGCCCCAACUCAUGUUCUGCCAAUGGUCCUGGCUUGUACCUCAUCCAUGGCUCUAAUUUAUACUGCUACAGUGAUGUGGAGAAACUGACUGCAGCCAAGGCCCUUCCCCAGCCCCAGAGAGUGAAUAGCCUCCUGGGCUGCAGUCACUGAGGAGCUUUCUGACAAAAGUUUGGGCUCAGCCCCAUCUCCCCACUUUCCUCCCAAUAAAGCCAGAUUGCCUCUUCACUUGAA